UGGCGACCAAGAUCCAGGGAUAUAUAAUAGGAUUACAGGAGUACACGAUUUUGUCUUGAACGUUGUCACUUUCCAAUUCUAAAAAGUCGGGUUGGAAGUGGUUAGGUUCUCACUUGAUCGUGUAGGUUCGGGUUAAAGAUACACUAAGCAAUUGGUGUCUUCUACAUUGUGCCCUUCUUCAAGAACACCAUCAAUCGUGUCUGUUAGUGUCCUGCAAAUUAGGGUUUAUCUUCACUGAAAAAAUUGGGCAUUUUUUCUACUUCUCUCUCAUAUUUUGUUAAAUUCGUACGAUGAAGAACGCUAAUCUCAAGAACAACGAUUCGGGAGAAAGAGGUGGCUUCAAUCCCUAUAACAAAAUGAACAACAACAGUAAGAUUAAGAUGAAGAAAAAUAUGCAGAGAUUGGGAGGCACUGGUCUUUCUCUUGAAGCAUUUGCCAAUGCUAAAUCCAAACAAAAUUCAUAUAAUCCUGCUUUGUUAAAGAAGAAUAGGGAAUUUUACACGAAUGCCAAACAUGUAAGCAAGUACAAGAAAUUGCUGAAGCAACAAAAUCAACCUAAUGAUCAAUCCAUAUCUGUUGAACCUGUUGAGGAGAAUGAUGGUGGUCCUGGUGAGACAAGCAAGGAAGACAAGAAAAACAAAAAGGGAUCAUACAGUUUGCAAGAGUUGUAUGUGAAGAAACAUGAAGAACAGGAGAAAGCAAGGAUGGAAAGGGAAGCCUUCUAUAAAGCAAAAAAGGAAGAAAAGGAAAAGGCUGAAUCCCGCAGGAAAGAUUUACGGGAAAAGAUGUUUAAACGAACACGGAAAGGUCAGCCUGUCAUGAAAUACAGAAUUGAGCACAUUUUGGAGACCUUGCAGGGUUCUACUUCAACAUCAUAGCUCUCUGCUUUUUGAAUGGAGCUUCUAACUGCAAAAAACCGAAUGAUGGAUCAGCUCCUCUGUUCAUUUGAUGUAUCUCUGUGUCUAGAGGGACAUGAUGAUACAAGUCAUUUAAGUUGAUUCUGGGAGAUGUGAUGCUCUGUUGUAGUUAGAUUGUCAGUUCUUGCCCUUGUAAAAUUUUGCUCUAUAAUGCAUAGCAAAUUACACAAUUUUGGACCAAUCUUUAUUCCAUUUUUUUUUUU
Molecule: messenger RNA, 1120 nt
Organism: Chenopodium quinoa (quinoa)
Lineage: Eukaryota; Viridiplantae; Streptophyta; Magnoliopsida; Caryophyllales; Amaranthaceae
Product: rRNA-processing protein FYV7-like
Exons: 3
Coding region: 291-878 (195 amino acids)
Cellular component (GO): nucleus
Source: RefSeq, a predicted model, not a curated record